Hepatospora eriocheir is the source of this 405-nucleotide messenger RNA. NCBI's taxonomy places the organism in Eukaryota, Fungi, Microsporidia, Hepatosporidae. The record is from the annotation of a GenBank genome assembly.
AUGUAUUUGUAUUUGAGUAGUUUUAAAAAAGGAUAUGACUUAAAAGAAUUGCUAUCAGAAGAUGAUAAUGAAUAUUGGUCUACAGAUUCAGUUUUACCACAUGGAAUCACAAUUACGUUUAAUUCAAAAGAGUAUGUUUAUUCUGUUGAACUUAAAUUUUCAUAUGAAAAGGAUGAGUCUUAUACACCACACAAAAUAGAAGUUUCUUAUAAUAAUUCUUCAUACAUUGAAAUUUUAAAUCAGCCUGAGGGGUAUGUAGAAUUUAAAAUUGAUGCAAUAACAGAUAAAAUUCAAAUUGCUAUUUUAUUAAAUCAUACAGAUGGUAAAGAUUCACACAUUCAUGGAAUUAAAGUAAAAAAGUCAGAAGAUAAGUUUUUCAGAAAUUAUUCUAAUAAAAUAUUUUAA